AGGUUACAAAGUCUUAUUGAUAUCCGGUUUGCAUGGUUGAAGAUGUAUUUGCUAAGUGUAGUCUGGAAUAUUGCUACUUUAGCAAUAAUUCUGGGUUAUUUGACCGUCGAAUAUAGUUCCUACUUCCCAACGUUCAUCCAUGAUCUGUAUUUAUUUGGGAAAGUCCGUAAAUUAGAUGGUUUCAAGUUACCUGAUAGCAUUGUGCAGGUGCCCAAAAGCUGGUUCCGCCAUUUCUAUCUGACGGGCGUAGUGGUAAACUCUGCUGUAUUAGCUGUCACCCUCUACACAUUUUGUGGAUCUGGAGUAUGGCCGGAAUGCUUCAAAGAAUUUUUAACGUUCAUUGGAAACCCUGGCAAGGAGUCGGAAGACACAGAUCUGACUGCUCCGCUUCCAAUCGUGCUGGCUAUUGUGAUGGAAGAGAUUCAAGUGGUCCGUAGAACUAUAGAAACCCUGUGCAUCAACAGUUACUCAACUAGUAAAAUGAGUCUGGUCAUCUACGUCGUUGGAAUGUUGUUUUACUCCAGCAUCGGUAUAUCUAUUCUGUCGCUCUCCAAGGCAGGAACAGUUUCCUUCGAUGAUUUCAAUUCCCUGUCAUGGCUGCAAUGGUAUGCUGUGGCCCUGUUUCUGUAUGCCAGUUACAAACAGUACCAUGUUAAUAGGAUAAUGGCCAAGUUACGACAGGACAAAAAUGGUAAUGUGACCAACACCAAGCACCACAUUCCACAUGGCGACCUGUUUGAGUAUGUGUCCUGUCCUCAUUUUCUGAUGGAGAUAAUCAUCUACUUCGCCAUCACCACAGUGGUUGGCUGGGAACACGAGGUCUGUAUGUGUCUUUGGCUGUUUGUACUUACGAACCAGCUGAUUGAGGGAUAUCUUGUGCACAGAUGGUACAAGGAAGUGUUUCCCAACUAUCCACCGGAGCGCAAAGCUGUUGUGCCAUAUCUUCUCUAGCUGGCAACAUACCACAACAAGAAGGCAAAAAGACCAUCAAACAUACCCACCUCAAUUUUUGAUACACAAACAUACUUUUUUCGUAGGUUGUCAUUUUUGUCUCCCCGCCACGAGGUGGAAGCUAGAGUAAGGUGGUGCUUUUCCGGAGAUUGUGGCGACGGCGUCAACAUUAAGUGUUUGUAUCUAAGUUAGUUUCACUAAAAGUAUAGGUGCUAGACCAUCCAAACUUGGACCAUAGAUGCAUCUUAGGUAGUACAUCUCAACCCAUGCAUCACAUGCUGGAUGCAGCCUACCUUUCAUGGUCCAUUGACUUUGUCAGCAUCUCCUUUAUCAUUACGUUUUUGCUUUUAAGUUAGUUUCUCUGAUAUGUGCAUUGAUGGUCAAAGCAGGGCAUAGGCAAGACAUAUCAAUCCGAAUGGUUUGUUUUACAUAUCGUUUAACUAAUAUCAUUUGUACGGGUGUUAAGAGACCACCAACAGUAACUGACCCAAUCUAAUUAAAAUUAUAUCUUCACAUCGCUCCCG
This is a messenger RNA of Mizuhopecten yessoensis (Yesso scallop), 1475 nucleotides long. Its product is annotated as polyprenol reductase-like. Gene Ontology annotation, cellular component: endoplasmic reticulum. Bases 43 to 951 code for a protein of 302 amino acids. Lineage: Eukaryota; Metazoa; Mollusca; Bivalvia; Pectinida; Pectinidae. The transcript has 5 exons. Gene Ontology annotation, molecular function: 3-oxo-5-alpha-steroid 4-dehydrogenase activity. Gene Ontology annotation, biological process: dolichol-linked oligosaccharide biosynthetic process; polyprenol catabolic process. The record is from RefSeq and is a predicted model, not a curated record.